AGGUCUGCAGUGUUGUUAAGUUGAAGACCUCACAGUGCCUUGGCUUUCCCUGUCAGUUUUUACACCUGUGAUCUACCUGUGUUAAUGAGAUUUACGUCAGGCAGGUGAAAGAGUGUUUACCUGGAUUGUGUACCAACAAGCAGCACCUCCAAGUUACAUGUAGACAGUUAAUUUGAUUCGCUGGGUUUUACAUGUACAUGCAACUCAGAAUCUCUGAGUUUUUUCUGAAGUGGGCUGUGAAAAUGUGUCCUGUUUUACUUGCGAGUCAUUCAUUGUGGAUUUUACUUCAAAAGGAUUACCUUGCUUAAGCACAUCAGGGUCUAGACUCUGAGGACACAGGGACAGUCAAGAGGCGAAACAAGACGGUGGUCACACCCAAAAUGGCCAUGGAGAGUUUCCGCUACUCCUUCCUCAACGCCGAUGAGCCUCAAGAUGUAAAUCUGGAUGCCAUUUUGGGUGAAUUGUGCGAACUGGAGAAUCAGUUGACAACAACCCAGUCAGAACUCUCGCAGACCCUGGGCAGAAAUGCCACAAUCCAGCAGGUCAAGGACGACAACCGCGAUAGCGGCAAUGACUUUGUGCAGGCAGAGCUCGAUGCUCUGGCCGCAGAAAUCCAGUCGGCCACGAAGCCUCACUUUCUGACUGUCGGUGACAUCAGCUGCGAUGUUGGCGAGGCCGACUCUGCGUUUUCAGACAAUACGUCGUUGCCAUCAUCAGAAUCUUUUACAUCGAUGGUGACAGUGUCGUCAUCAGCAGACACAUCGAGUAGUGCUAGCGGGGAGACGGCGAGUACAAAUAGUACCAGUACGUUGACGGCAGCUUCGCUUCAGCCGCAGUCAGAGGAGGAACAAAAAGCCAGGUUAAAAGCUGAAAAAAUCCGAAUAGCUCUGGAGAAGAUUAAAGAAGCUAAAAUAAGAAAGCUGUUUGUGCGAGCAUUUACUCAGGAUGGCAGCAGUAAGAGUAUCCUUGUGGAUGAGAAAAUGACCGUAGGGUUGGUGUGUAAUGUACUGGCUGAGAAAAACCAUAUCCGUCUGAACGAUAGGAUGGCCGUGGUGGAACAUCUACCUGAACUGUAUAUGGAGCGUGUCUUGGAGGAUCAUGAUUCACUGGUUGAGAACAUGGUCAUGUGGACACGAGACUCCAAAAACAAAAUCCUCUACGAAGAGAGGAUGGAAAAAUAUGAUCUCUUUAGGAACCCAGAGAAAUACUUAUUGUUGGGAUCCUCUUCAGAAAAGGGCAGCUCAUUAGACCCUUCAAAACGACACAGACUGCUUCAGGAGUUUUUCUCUGGAGUUGGUGUUCAGAUCCCGGAAGUGGAGGGUGUUCUUUACCUGAAGUCAGACGGCAAAAAAGCCUGGAAAAAAUUCUUCUUUGUUUUACGGGGCUCUGGACUGUAUUAUAAUCCUAAAGGGAAAAUGAGUAAGUCUUCCAAAGAUUUGAGCUGCCUAAUCCAAUUUGAUCUGGUGGAGGUUUACAGAGGCCUCGGCUGGAAGAAGAAAUAUAGUGCACCUACUGACUACUGCUUUGCUCUAAAACAUCCUCAGGUUCAGAAAAAGACCUCAAAAUACAUGCGAUACCUCUGUGCGGAGAAUAAAUCCUCGAUGGAAGCCUGGAUGAUGGGAAUAAGGAUAGCUAAAUGUGGUAGACAACUGCUGGAGAAUUACGAGGGUGUGCGUAAUGAUAUUAUUUCCUGGGACAGACGAGAGCCCUGGACCAAUCAGCUUCUGGACGGAGAGACUGAGACGAAUGGCCAACCAGCGUUUAACCGUGAGGAUUUGUCAGACAGCAGGUUGUCAGUGCCUGAUGUUGAUCGACACUCCAUUAUAACUGUAACGAACUGUAGUACAGCCAGUAACUCUCCGCGACCCGUCAGUGCUAAUACAGACUUUGAUGACGGAGUCUUCAUGAUGGAUGGAACAAACACCAUACAGAGAUCUCCGCACUAUCAUCAGAAUGGGACAGAAUCCCCUCAAAAGACCCCUGUCAAGCGAGUUUCUUUCAGCACAACCCACUGCAUCAUUAAUGCUGAUUCCUGUGAAGAACUGGCUCAUAUGCAUCACAGAGACUCCAUUACAAGUGCCUCGACGGAUACUAGCGAUGAAUCCACGUCGAGUGGGGAAGGGAGGUCACCUCAUCCCCGCAGCAAAAUGAGAGCCAAAAUACCAGUCACCACAGAAACCACGCGACAGAUAUCGGGCAUGGUUCAGCUAGCUAUGGAAAACUCAAGCGUGAACUCCAUGGAAGGAGCUGUCAUGGAAAGGAAGUCCUCUGUGUCCAGUUGUGGAUCAGGACAUGGUUAUAACAUUGAACGUUCGACUAUACAGAGGAGGAAGUCUGCGCCUCAACUUCAUUCGCCGAGCCACCGAGAAGCACGCACAGAAGGCAAAGUUAGUUCACCGAUUCAUCAUAACUCCCCCUUAAUUCAUCAGUCUUCAUCUCCUGCAGCCCCCCAGGCUCCACCAUCGGCUGUGACAAUUUCUAACCCAGUCUCCCACAGUGUAGUGCUUCAGGAUGACAGGGCGGGCACUGCCUCAAGAUCUCCAGGAACACCCACGCACCAGAAACGACCGUCACUCUCCAGUCUACAAGGUGACUUGCGGAACAGUCCACCACGAUCCCCGGUAGCUGUGGCCCCUCCUAUACCCCCAGCGACUUUGCCUGGGGUACCCACCAAGAAGAUGCAGGCGGGUGUCAAUGUCAUGUCGUGCCCACCUAUAAAAACACCUCCAAGGGCAUCGACUCCACCACGAGCUUCCUCCACACCGCACGCUCCACCCACACCACCAAAGAGCCACAUAAGGAGAACGUCAGGAGGUGGACCUGUGCCAGUACCAGUCCCAGUUCCACCUCCAACAGCGCCCAUGGUCAGUGCUCCACCGAUGCCCCAUCAGCAGAGGGUGAAUGGAACUACACGGCCAGACUGUGCUGUGGGAUCACCAUCACGUGCUGCCUGUGGGGUACCACCACCCCCACCACCAAAUUCGAAGGUGUGCGUGGUAGAUGAGUCCAUCCCACCUCCACCCAGCGUCAUGUCCAUGUAUGGUCAGGUGCCCUCCGGAAAUGUCGCACAGAGUCCAAUUUACAGCGUGAUUCCACCUUCCCCUAGUCAGAUUUCCGGUGGCAUCCCGCCUUCCCCCAGCCAAAUGUCCGGUGGUGUUCCGCCAUCACCAGGCCAGAUUUCAGGCGGCAUGCCCUCUCCGCCGUAUCGGGCCCAUGGUGCUAUCCAUGCUGCACCACCGGCCCAGUCUCCACAUCGUGUUCAGUCCUCUGUGGCACCACCACUGCCACCACCUAAUCAUCAGAGCGCUCCUCCAGUGGCUCCUCAUCUGAUCAACUCUACCAACCCUCCUCCUCCUCCUCCACCAGCUUGCGGACCAAAUGUGGUGGAGAAGCCGCCACCUCCUCCACCUCCAACCAACAAGCCCGUGACAAACGCAGCAACUCUGCCUCCCCCUGUGGCAGCCAAACCUCAGGGUCCGCCCGCUGUGGCCAAGAAACCCUCUUCCAGUCGACCAUCGCAGUAUGCUGUGCCUAAAUGUCCUCCCCCUCAGAUCCCGCCGCCGGCCCCUGGCUGCGUCCGCACCCCACAAGAUGACAACACUCCUGUCAGUCCCUCAGGAUCAGGACUUCCGUUUCUCACUGAACUUGCUCAAAAAUCCAAACAGCCAAAAGUCAUUAGUAACGGCUCCAUUGAGCAGAGGGCCCCUCUCCACCAGGGACAGUCUCAGGAUGGAGACUCACCCACUUCUGCGCAGGACACCUCUCAUUAUGCACAAAUCAGAGCAGGCAUUGCCAAGCAUUUUGAAGCUCAAAGAGGCCCUGGUGAACCGAGCAUAAACUGCUCUCCCAGCAAACCUGUGCCCCCCUCAGUCCCCGGUGCCGCUCAUCCAUCCCCAUCAGUGCACAGUAAACCUGUGUUACGGUCAGACUCUAAAGUCGUCAAUCCACCCCCACCCCCGAGGAGGAGCGAAAGCACACGUCUUUCAACACGUGGCCCAAAAGGGAAGAGUCUAUCACAGCAGGAGAGCCCUACUACUGAGUGCCCGCCCCAGGAGGUUCUCUCAAAAAGCCUGGACUCGCAGCCUGCAGAUGCUGCCUUACAAAGGCUGCAGCAGGGCCCUCCCCGCCCAGGGCAGUCCCCUCAACUAGAGGGCAUCCUACCUAUAGAGGAUUUACCUCUUCCUCCGCCGGAACUCCUAGAGGGGCUGCCAUCAAGUCCUGGCUCCUCUGUACCCAACAAGAAACCUAAACCUCCCCCACCCCCGCCAAAGAGGAAUAAAGACACCCAGCUGACUAACUCCUAGUCUCCUUUGUAGUGGAGGGGCUCUAUUUAAACUCUGAAACGUUGGUGUUGUUGUUGUUGUUUUUCACGUGACAAUAGUUGGAGUGGACUGAUCUGCCGUCGUUGUACUUCUUGCUAUCGGUGUGCUGAAUUGCCAUCAUUGGCGUGCGUGAUUUAUGUCGGCAUUCUAAUUGCGGAAAGGAAGGAGACUGUUAUCUCACAGAAUAUUUAUCCCCAUACCUUUUCAAGAAGGUAGACGAACUUCUUGAGCUUCUGGACUGGACAGCUCUGUUAUGGUGCCAUUGUUUUUUUCUUCUUUUUCACCUUUUGUUUAUUUUUACCCGAUUCAGACGGGUAUGUGUAUGACAUAAUACUCCUGUGUACUUCAGUAAACUGAUCAUCUUAUUUAUAUACAUGUGUAUAACCAGUUGAUUGAUUUUGCACCACACUCACAUGUCCAUUUUCUCUCAUUGUUUCUUUGUGUAUUUUUAACAUUACAUUUUUAACACGUGUACCCAUCAUUGAGGUCAACUCAACUUUAGUUUUCUGUAACACACACAUACCUCUCUUUUUACCAUGUUGAGCAUGGUUUGGCCAUAAUAUUGACCCUUUCUUUAUUAUAACUUGGUCAUCUUUUUGUAUAAAAGAAAAACAAAAAUGUAAAAUCCCAGAUUGGUAAAUUUGAUUGUAAUACAUACAUGUAUGGCUUCCUUUACAAAAUAUUUUCUUAUUGAGUGGCCAUUUAAUAUUUUAUUCUUUAAUUUAUCUUUUUUUUAUCAUAAGCUCAGAUUUGCUAUGCCAUUUGUCAUUUAUUAUACUCAUUUGCAUAGUGGGCCACUGGGGACAAAAGCUGACCAAAAACAACAGAAAACAAAAUGUCCAAAAUUUUUACGGUUUUGAAUCAGUUUCCAUUGCGCAUAAUUUGGAUCGUCUAUUUAUCAACUUGUUUUUUUUUUUUGUAUAUUAAACGGUAUGUUUGGUAUGAAACUUCCAUGUGUAUACAGUAAAGUAUAUUUUGCUGCUUUUAGUCUAGCCAAAAUUUUGCAUCGUCGUCAGUAGGAUACUUUCAUUGCUUCUAUAAAACAUCUUCCAUCGCUGUAGGAAGUAGAGAUCUGAUGGUGCUAAUCAAAGAAUUCUGGGAGGCCGUAGUGUAACUACAUUUUCCAACUGUUUGUAAGCUCUUCCUUGAGGUACAUGUUCGAAUUUAUCAUGACCUUUGCAUAUCAGUACAUGUACCUGUAGAAUCUAACUAAAACUGCAGAGUGUCCAUCAGCAGUACACGAUAUGUGCCUCUUAAGCCUUUGAUGGUUGACUUUUUCCCCUUCCCUCCCCACCCGCCCAUAUUUUAGAUAUGCCCUGAGAAUUUAUGGUGUAAAACUUUUUUGCCAUGCAUUUUGAGCAGCCGUGUAUUUUGAAUUUGCUGUACUAUACAAACUGCUCCAUGUUUGCUUCUGGCUGAUGUUUACGUAGUUCCGUAUUCUUCACACAGUUGUUAUUUGUUUUGUUUUUGUAUCAAGUUAGUGUUACGGUGCUCUGCCAAUGCCUGUUUAGUUUUGUGAAUAUGUUACGUGUAUAAUUCUAGUCACACUGAUCAGUACUUACCUUUGUCUAGCUAAUAACUGUCUGUGUACACACGUGUUUUUAUGACGGUUCAAGUUUUGUCACACUGGGCAAGCUGGAGAGAGAUUUUAGGUUUCAUGAAUGUGUGCCAAGGGCAUUAGCUACACGUACUGUAUUGAAUUUGUGUCAGUUGUCGCUAUAGCCAUUCAAACAGUUACUUACUGUACUUUGUUAGUCUGCCACAUAGAAAAAAAUACCAUUGGAAGCUAAACUGAUGCAAUGCAUUUCAAAAAAUGUCUUCAAAAGUUUGAAGAACGAUUCAAAGAUUUUGAAAUUGUGAAGUCCCGAUUUUCCAUGGAUUACCUGUAAUAUGUGAAUAAGUGAAAAACAGUUAAUGACUGACUUAAGUGCUAUGUACAAUGUAUAAGGAAUUUGCAUCAGCUGCUUUUCUCAGGCAGUUUGAAGUUUAACUGAUAUACCAGCUAAUAGUAAUGGUAUGCCAGUAUCAUCGUACACUUCAUGCUUCGUACGGUAAGUCUGUAAAGCCUUCAAGUGAUGCAGCAAAUGCCCCAUGCGAUGUAAAAAGCUAAGCAGGUUCCAGAUAGAUAAACGCAUCCUUAACAGUUUGUCCAGUCUUUAGAGCUGAACAGCGAUGUACAAAGGUUAAGCGUCUUACAUAUGCUAAUACUGUGAAUAUACUUAUAUAGCCCUAAAGUUUCCUCGGUAUAAAUUAUGACGAAGGUUACCUUUUGACCUUACAGGAUUGUGUACUGUUGUUAUGUCUAGCUCACUACUCUUGCCCUGUAUACUGUGUUUUCCCCUGUUUAUAUUAUUUAUUUCUUCCUGACAUUUCUGCUGAACCUUUGUUGUAUAUAUUUUCAUGAGUUGUCUGUUGUAUAUAUUCUAGUCUGUUUAUUAGAGAUAGAUGUAGGGACAUUUUCCCAUUGAUAACCUUGUCCCUGAAAGAUGCCGAUCAACCGUAUGACAACCGUGCUGUUUUCUUUCUGGUAAUAAAUGAAACAACAACAUCAUUGAUGGCACAUGUAUUAUAUACUAGUAGAUGUAAAUCUGCAAUAUUGAACAUCGAUCAUUGUCGACUUUAGAAUUUCACAACUGCUACAUGUACAGUACACUAGGUGUUAUUGCCUGCUUUAGAUUUGUUAAACUGUUACUUUGAGCAUCAUUGUCUACUUCAAAAUUUGAAAUCUGCUACACUGAUUGGAUUGGAAGUCGGCCAAAUUGAACUUUAUUGCGUAUUAUGGAAUUGGUAAUGUGCUAAAUGUGUUUUGCCUACCAUAAAAUACAGUUAACCAAGACGAGAAGAGCUGCUAUAUCGCGAGUAUGCUGGUUUGGUAUAAGAUUUUGAUAACAUCCUUUUUCGUUGAUGUGGCGAAAAUAUUUAUUGCCAUGGUAAUAUAUCUUAAAAGUAAGAUUUUUUCUUUUAUCAUGAUACUGCUGUUAGACUAAUUCUUUACCCUGGUAUUGGCUUUAAAAGUAUAUCUGAAGUUGAUGUCUUGGGCAAGACAUAUGACGAAAACUCAUGAUGGCAGAUGCCCAACUGAAGUCCAUCGCUAUGCCUUCGUUUUCUGUCGGAAGACAAUAAGUAACUGCCAGUGGUCGUGUUGAUAGGAAUCAGCAGUACAUGGCAUUUGUACAGAAUUAAAGCUGAGUAAAAACCACAUCUGUUUUGGAUUCAGAAAGAAGGAGAAAAUCCUUUUCAAGCAUGCGACUUCUAAGUUAAGGAAGGGUUUUGAUGCUUUAUUUUAGGGUGAUUAUUAGUUGAACAAGAUCGUGGCAAGUACAGAGAUGAAAUCGAAGAUGGCUGUGUUCCAAAUAGAAUAUUUGGAUAGUUUUAGUCAUCUGUGUAUGACUCUCAGUGCUGGACUACGAUCUGGGCUAUACCGCUAAUUCACCGUGUAGAAAUGGACACCGUAGGGGUCAGGAAAUUUGCGACUUGCGUUACUGGUAUAACAUUUACAAGCUAUAUUUAUUGCUCAACACUUCCACGAUUUAUUUGUGUACGAAUGCCAAAUCCAGUAUAAAAUCGAAGUCACUGCCAUCUGUGUCUAUUUGUGAAAUUCUUGAAGGCCCCUAGAUUAAGACACAGCAACGGUAAAGCUGGUUCACGAAAUUAAUCAUAGUGUUUGCUAAUUAGAGUAACGAGAGCAAUCAUGGAUUCCCCUUAUACAGGUGUUUGAUCGGAAUGUAUGCAGCUAAAUCACGAUGUUCCAUCAUUUAUAACGUGGGCUUCUGUUCAAUUCAGUACUUACUAUAUAUGUGUGAAAUGUUCUCUGUUAUAAUAACCGAUGCUGUUUUUAUAUCUCAUCUAAACAUUUUGUGCAAUACUUACAUGAGCGUGGGUUCCCCAUGUAGUCUAUAUAUGCUGAUCUAAGCGGUAAAGAACACUACUACCGAUACGUGGCCAUUUGGACUGUGGUCAAAGGGAGAUCACUCUAAGUUAACUGCCGAAGACUAGAGGUUUUUUUCCAUGCCUGAUACCCUUUCUCAAUGCCGUGUUUAAAACAUAUUUUGUACAUUUCCCCUUGUAGAAACUUCAUGUUAUAUAAGUAUCGUAAUGGUUUGAGCGCUGUAGACUGCUCUUGAUAGUGUACAAACUAAUUACGUGGAAUGGUCUGAAUAACUGGAAUGAAUCUCAGUUGGUUUUACAUAUAAAUAAUAUACCUUGUACUAAAGUUUUAGAGUUGUCUGCUGUUUUGCUAUAGCCGGUACGGAAUAGCUUUGUAUCACGUAUGUGUACAAUCAUAUGUGUGCCCGUCAAACAAUGUUACAGUUCUGUACUUGUAUGUGAAAAUAUGCAAAUUUCGAAGCAAAAAGUACAAAAAAUAAAUGACAUG
Messenger RNA from Liolophura sinensis, 8697 nucleotides. RefSeq lists its product as uncharacterized. Gene Ontology annotation, biological process: signal transduction. NCBI's taxonomy places the organism in Eukaryota, Metazoa, Mollusca, Polyplacophora, Chitonida, Chitonidae. The record is from RefSeq and is a predicted model, not a curated record. Bases 381 to 4304 code for a protein of 1307 amino acids. The transcript has 11 exons.